Molecule: messenger RNA, 3142 nt
Organism: Triplophysa rosa
Lineage: Eukaryota; Metazoa; Chordata; Actinopteri; Cypriniformes; Nemacheilidae
Gene: ero1a
Product: endoplasmic reticulum oxidoreductase 1 alpha
Exons: 16
Coding region: 394-1779 (461 amino acids)
Biological process (GO): protein folding in endoplasmic reticulum
Cellular component (GO): endoplasmic reticulum membrane; endoplasmic reticulum
Molecular function (GO): thiol oxidase activity; protein-disulfide reductase activity; FAD binding
Source: RefSeq, a predicted model, not a curated record
UUCAGCCUGACAGAUUCGCCGGUAAAACACCAACGUUCAGAAAGAAUCUGCGUCAUUAAAAUAAUAUUUAUAUUUUGUUGUUGCCGUCUAUAGGGCGCCAAUUAUAAAAUAAUGUAUUCACUGUGUUAAAUAUUCAUGUUUUGCUAUAGUCAUAAUGCGUUUUAGUAUUAGACCUCGGCCAGCAGAGAAAACUGUCAUCAUUGCAGCGCUAAAUCAUAUCGCAGAAAUAAUUGAGUCACGUAGUUCACGUACCGGCGGAUUGAAUCGGAAGUGAUCUGAGAGGUGACGUGUGAUUCCCUGGAAAUACACAUAACACAAACACGGCCGAUCGCAUCAUUACAACAAGAGAGCACUAACAGAACAACAUUUCCUGCGGAACCGGUUUCAUUCAUCAUGAAAGUUUUCAUGCUGUUGGUGUCUGUGCUCGCCAGCGUCCACGUGACUACAGCAGAAUCAGCUGCGCACAGGUGUUUCUGCCAGGUCACUGGGACCCUGGAUGACUGUGCAUGUGAUGUUGAGACCAUUGACAGAUUCAACAAUAAAGACAUCUUUCCCAAACUGCAAAAACUGCUUUCAUCUGAUUAUUUCAGGUUUUACAAGGUCAAUCUAAACAACCCUUGUCCAUUCUGGAGUGAUCACAGUCAAUGUGGACUCACGUAUUGUGCUGUGAAAUCAUGCACACCAGGUGAGGUACCUGAGAGCAUUAAGUCCAGCAGUUAUAAGUAUUCAGAGGAAACCAGUCAGGAUGUAGAAGGAUGUGACGUGACUGAGAAACUUGGAGCUGUCAAUGGUUCCCUAAGUGAUGAGACGCGUCAGGCGCUCAGUGAAUGGAAGAAACACGACGACGAAUCCGACCGCUUCUGCAUGUUAGAUGACGAAGACUCACCGCAGUCACAGUAUGUUGACCUCCUGUUGAACCCUGAGCGUUUCACUGGUUAUAAAGGACCAGAGGCGUGGCAGAUAUGGAACAGCAUAUAUGAGGAGAAUUGUUUCAAACCGUAUUCAGUUAAACGACCACUGAAUCCUUUGGUGUCCAACAGCGGAGACAUUGACUGUCAGGGAUUCCACCGCUGGCUUGAGGGUUUGUGUGUUGAAAAACGAGCUUUCUUCAGACUAAUAUCAGGACUUCACGCCAGUAUAAACAUACACCUCAGUGCCAGAUAUCUUCUAGAUGAGAACUGGUUCGAGAUGAAGUGGGGUCACAAUGUCUCUGAGUUCCAGGUGAGGUUUGACAAAGAGCUGACAAAAGGGGAGGGGCCAAAGAGACUACGGAACCUUUACUUCCUGUACCUCAUUGAGUUGCGUGCUCUGGCAAAAGUCCUCCCUUAUUUUGAGCGGCCCGCUUUUCAUUUGUACACCGGCCAGUCUGUGCAGGAUGCAGAAAACAAGAACAUGCUUUUAGAGCUCCUCCAAGUGGCAAAAUCUUUUCCGCUGCAUUUUGAUGAGACCACACUAUUUGCGGGAAAUAAGAAAGAAGCUUUGAAACUAAAAGAGGACUUCAAGCGUACAUUUAAGAACAUUUCACGCAUCAUGGACUGUGUUGAAUGUUUUAAAUGCAGACUUUGGGGCAAAUUGCAGACACAGGGCCUGGGAACAGCCCUCAAAAUCCUGUUCUCAGAAAGGCAAAUAGAGGCCAUGCCUAACACAAGAAAUAGCAGUCUGUCUUUCCAGCUGAGUCGCCAGGAGAUUGUCUCCCUGUUCAAUGCCUUUGGAAGAAUCUCCACAAGUGUCAGAGAGUUGGAGAAUUUUCGGUCGUUGUUGUCAGCGCUGAAACAGUGACUGAAAAAGUCAACCCUAAUGGAUUAUGACACAGCUUUCGCCCCCAGGAUGAAUAAAUGAUUGUCUUAAGAGUCGUUUGUACUUUAUACACCGUUCAACCUCACUGAAGUUGAGCAGUUUAGUCUGAAUCUGUUGCUAGGAAUCGUUCUACAGAACAUAGAAAUGUGUUUUGUGAAAUAUUGCUUAGGAAGUAUUGAACAGGUAAACAAAAACUACAUGGAACUACAAGCUCCAAUGGAAAUACAUAAAUAAAAUCUAGUGCAAAAUGGUUUACAAAAGGGAUUUUUAUCAAAGUCAUUUGUAUAUUUUGCAGAUGUACAGUUACAAUUUCUUUUCAUAAAUGAUUAUUUAAGUCAUGUUAAGUUAUGAACAUAUGGAUUGCAUUUUCAUGAUUUGCAUUUUAUGAAUGGAGCACUUUUGUUUUGGAAUAUUGUUGUUCAUUAACACUUUUAAGUUAGGUGUGCUCAUGUUUAUUGUUUCUGUGUGUUAGAGAGGUUUGGCUGUGUUUAUAUAUGUAAACACAGCCAAACCUCUCUAACACAAAAAAUCUAAAAAUCUUAAUCCAACAGGUCAGAAUUAUAAAGUGCUGAAUAGGCAACUGUAAUAUUUUUCGUCUUGGCCGUGGACCUCAGAUUCACAAGGAACUCUGGCCUAAUUCCUGCUGUUUCCAAGGAUCCAAUGUGACUUAACCAAUGCAAAUUCAAUUGUGGCCAGAAGUUCAGCCAAGAAACAAACUCAAUUAGACUUGGGUUCUCAAGAGAAACGAACACUGGUGUUUUGAAGCAAAAAACGCUGGAGAAGACACAGGGAUGUUUUAAUUCUACAGUUAAUCAUACACUUGAAAAUAGUCUUUAACAUUUCACAAAUGUACACAAUAAUUUUGAAUUAAAGGGAUAGUUCACCAAAAAGUAGAAAUUAUUUCAUCAUUUACUCACCCUCUUGGUUUUUCUUACCUGUAUGACUUUCUUUAAUUUGAAGAAUGUUGGUUACCAAAAACCGUUGGUCCCCAUUGACUUCUAUUGCACAGUCACAAAACCAAUGCAAGUCAAAGUGGACCAAUGGUUCUCUGUUACCAACAUUCUUCAAAAUAUCUUCGUCUGUGUUCUGCAGAAGAACGAAAGUCAAACAGGUUUGAAAUGAGAAGGUGAGUAAAUAAUGACAGAAUUUUAAUUUUUGGGUGAACUAUCCCUUAAUGCUUUGAUGUUUGGACUUUUGUAGUGAAAUUUCUGAGGGUUUUUAUUUUUACAAUUUUGUCUUCAAUAUAUUACACAACUGUCAUUAAGAAUUACAACAUGAAACACAAUAAGACAAAUCAACUUUUUUACUAAAACAGUGCAAUAAAACUUUUAUUUUUGAAAUGGUA